AUGGCCACUGAGCGUGUAAGAGCUUCCGUCCUCCACGGCGAGAAGGAUCUCCGUAUUCAAGAGCGAGAGCUUCCCCAGCCUGCCAGCAACGAAGUCCAGGUCGCCGUCCAGUCCACUGGCCUUUGUGGCUCCGAUCUUCACUACUACAACCACUUCCGCAAUGGCGACAUCAUCGUCCGUGAGCCCUUGACCCUCGGCCAUGAGUCCGCUGGUACCGUUGUCGCUGUUGGCUCAGACGUCACCAACCUCGUCCCCGGAGACCGCGUCGCUCUCGAGGUUGGUCUGCCUUGUGAGGCCUGUGAGCUCUGCGGCGAGGGCCGUUACAACAUUUGCCGUGGCAUGAAGUUCCGCAGCUCAGCCAAGGCGAACCCUCAUGCCCAGGGAACUCUCCAAGAGAAGAUCAACCACCCUGCCAAGUGGUGUCACAAGCUGCGCGAAAAUGUCUCCCUCGAUCUCGGCGCUCUCGUUGAGCCUCUCUCUGUCGCCAUGCACGCCCGAGACCGCGCCGCUCUCCCCAAGGGCUCAACUGUCCUAGUUCUCGGUGCGGGUGCCGUCGGUCUCCUCGCGGCCGCCGUCGCCAAGGCUGACCAGGCCAAGACCGUCAUUAUCGCAGAUAUUCUGAAGGAUCGAGUUGACUUUGCUACCUCCAACGGCUUUGCUGAUGCUUCCGUCGUUGUCCCCAUGGAGCGCCCCCAGACUAUUGAGGACAAGCUUGCCUAUGCCCAGAAGGUGGCCGCUAUGGUCAGGGAGACUCAAGUCAAUGGAGAGGCUGUUGGAGAAGUUACAGCUGUCUACGAGUGCACUGGUGUCGAGACCUGUGUGCAGACCGCCAUCUAUGCCACCAAGCCUGGCGGCAAGGUCAUGAUCAUCGGCAUGGGCACCCCCAUUCUCACCCUCCCCAUGUCCGCCGCCUCCCUCCGCGAAGUCGACCUCAUCGGCGUCUUCCGCUACGCAAACACCUACCGCCAGAUCAUCGACCUCCUCAACAACCCACCCGCCGGUAUGCCCGACAUCAGCUGCCUCGUGACCCAGCGCUACAAGGGCCUAGACCGCAUCGAGGAGGCCUUUAAGAUGGCGGGCAAGAUCAAGGACGAGAGCGGUAACCUUGUGAUAAAGGUGGUUGUGGAUACUUCAAGCAACGGGGACUCUCCCCGGCUGUAG
Messenger RNA from Fusarium keratoplasticum, 1161 nucleotides. RefSeq lists its product as uncharacterized. Gene Ontology annotation, biological process: D-sorbitol catabolic process. The transcript is spliced from 4 exons. The coding region runs from base 1 to 1161 and encodes 386 amino acids. The record is from RefSeq and is a predicted model, not a curated record. Gene Ontology annotation, molecular function: zinc ion binding; L-iditol 2-dehydrogenase (NAD+) activity. NCBI's taxonomy places the organism in Eukaryota, Fungi, Ascomycota, Sordariomycetes, Hypocreales, Nectriaceae.